AUGUUUUAAGCAAAAGACCUUGGUGGGUUUAAGCAAAAGAAAUAACAAGUUAAUAUAAUUUUAGAGAAGGUUACUGUCGACUAAAUUGUUAAAAAAAAUAAAAAAUUCACUUUUGAAUUAAUUGGAUAUGAUUUUAUGGUAACUAAGUAAGGCUAAGUUCUUCUUAUUGAAGCUAAUACAAAUCCUUGUUUAGAAUUAUCAAAUGAAAUUUUAAAGAAAUUAAUACCAAGGAUGUUAAAAACUUUUAAUUGCUAUCCGAAUGAAUUUAAUGUUUUCAAUUAUUUAAGUUAUGAAAACUUAUGGGAGUUAUUAGGAUAAAUAUGA
This is a messenger RNA of Ichthyophthirius multifiliis, 324 nucleotides long. RefSeq names its product tubulin-tyrosine ligase family protein, putative. The record is from RefSeq and is a predicted model, not a curated record. Gene Ontology annotation, biological process: protein modification process. Lineage: Eukaryota; Ciliophora; Oligohymenophorea; Hymenostomatida. The transcript has 5 exons.